Molecule: messenger RNA, 3744 nt
Organism: Symbiodinium sp. CCMP2592
Lineage: Eukaryota; Dinophyceae; Suessiales; Symbiodiniaceae
Source: the annotation of a GenBank genome assembly
AUGCAGCUGUUGGCCCUGUGCCUGGCGCCACUGGCCGUCCUGCUGCUGGCCUCGCGCGACCGCUUGGAGUACGUCCACGAGCUUCCGGAAAGUUUGGAUGCCCGAGCAGAUGCUGCGCUGACGCCAGAGCAGGCAAGGGACUUUCACAGAGACGCCGGCCCCUCGGCCGAGCAACUGCGAAGCAUCCAAGAGAAGCUCAGAGUCCCGGCACGAGAGCUCCGCGGCGAUGAUCCCGAUGAGUGGGAAGGAGUCCAGCUCGAUGAGAACAGGUGCAUACGCUCAUUGGACCUAGAGGACAUAAGCAUCAGUGGUGAGCUAGAGGCUCUCAAAGAUCUCACGAGCUUACGGUCUCUGUAUUUGUCAGACACGAAGAUCACUGGAGGGCUGGAAGCUUUGAGAGGUAUGCACCAGCUCGAGCGGCUGUGGCUGGACAACACCGUGGUCAGUGGACAAUUGGAGUCCUUGACCAACCUCAGAGGCCUGCGCGAGCUCCUUGCGAGCAACACGAAGGUCGGGGGAGGGCUGGAGCCCCUGAUAGACAUGCAUCAGCUAGAGCAGCUGUCGCUGGACAACACCGGGGUCAGUGGACCUUUGGAGCCCCUGAGGAACCUCGGGAGUCUGCAAUACCUGCUGCUGAGCAACACGAGUAUCAGCGGAGAGCUGCAAGCCCUUAGAGACAUGCACAAGCUGCAGAAGCUGUGGCUGCACAACACUGAGGUCAGCGGAUCCCUGGAGGCCCUAAAGGACCUCGGAGGUCUGCGAGAGUUGUUGCUGAGCAACACGCACAUCAGCGGAGAGCUGGAAUCCCUGCGAGACAUGCAUCAGCUGGAGCGUCUGUGCCUGGACAACACUGGGGUCAGCGGACCAUUGGAGCCCCUAACGAACCUCGGAGGUCUGCAGGAGCUGCUUCUAAAAACCACGCACAUCAGCGGAGAGCUGGAAGCCUUGAGAGACAUGCAUGAGCUGCAGAAGCUGUGGCUGGACAAGACUGGGGUCAGUGGACCUUUGGCGCCCCUAGCGAACCUCAGGAAUCUGCAAUUCCUGCUUUUCAGCAACACGAACAUCAGCGGAGAGUUGGAAGCCCUGAGAGACAUGCAUCGGCUGAAGGAGGCGUUGCUGGACAACACCGAAGUCAGUGGACCUCUGGAGCCCUUGGCAGACCUGCAGAACCUGAGGCUGCUCCGGCUGCAGGGCACCAAUGUGGAGGAUGACAUCAGCCAGCUGAUUGGGAUGAGCAGCUUGGAGGAGGCUGGCGGAUCUGAGCUCCACGCGGGUCCACGGGCGCCUGACAACCUCGUGGCGGGGCCGCCUCCUGGGAGCCGGGCCAAUGUCCUUCCGGUCGGAACCGAUCUGCAAGAUCUUCGGUCACGGUUCUUCAGCAACGAGUCUGAGCGGCUUCUUCCAGCUCUCCUGACGUUAGACGUCUGGCACUGUCCACUGGAUGGUGAAGUGCAGGAUCUGCUGAAGAUCUUUUCUUUUUCAGGACGUCUGGCCCGCAUCAUAGCCAACAGAGCGAACCUUUCUGGCGAGUUGCCGGACAUGAUGGGGGGUUGCCUGAAAGACAUCAGCGUGGAUGGCAGUUCGUUCAAUCAGAGAUGCGACCAGCCUUUGAGGUUUGCUCUGCAAAGCCUAGACGUUGCAGACAACAGGAUCCACCAGGUUGCUGGCUUCAGCGCCAGCGUCUAUGUGUCUCUGGCGAACAACUCAGACAUGUUCGUGGAGAAGCGUGCGCUGCAGAAGGCCGUGCAAACCAACUUGCAAGUGGACCUCGCUUCGACAAAGGUUGCCAACGCAGAGGCUGUUGCAGAGUUGUUCUCGGAUGGCACUCUGACGAAAACGGCGAAUUUGACCGAAAGCAGUCUCACCAUCACUGUUCUGGCCGACAGGAUGCUGCCGGAUUUGUUGAAGCAAAGGCCUGCAUACUGCCAGUGCGAGGAGAUGAAGGCUUUCUACAAGAAUGGCUGUGAAGACUGUUCCAAGCUGCACCUGGACUGCCAACAGCACGGUCUUGAAGCAAGCUCGGCACCUCCACAGGUCGGCUAUGCCCGCCUAGAAGCUGAAGCUCCAAGCACAUUUAGGUGCCUGGAACCCGCCGAGGAUCGCUGCAACGUGUCUGCCAACGGCACUGCAUUGGGCUGUGCAGCCGGCUAUGAAGGUCCGCUUUGCGUGGCCUGCUCGUGGGGUUACCGCAGCAGGGCUGGUGCAUGCACGCCCUGCGAAGUGGGCUCCGAUGAACGCACACGCUGGAAGUACUUGCGCUGGGUGGCCGGUGCCACAACUGUCGUGGCGGUGAUGGGAGCUUCAUUCUUCCUGUGGCGAAGGAACCGCAGCCUGCCAGCGGAGCCUGCAGAGCCGACAAGGUGGAGUGUGAUGCAGCCCUUGUUGGUGGCACAGGGCCUCGUUCUGCUGCAGCUCUUCCAGCUCUGGGGGCUGCUGGUGGCCCUGCACCUAAGACCCGAAGGCAGACAGCGGCCAGAUGACUUGUGGGCUGAGGAAUAUGUCCUGUGGCUUCAGCUCACUGCAUCGGGCUUCCGCGACGCAACGAGCCUGGAGUGCUGGUUCGGCAGGACAGCCAACUCCGUGAUGGCGCAAGUGGGGCCCUGCGUGCCUGUGGUACUGCUGGCACUCUGCAUGCUCCCAGAAGCGGUCUCCCAUGGAAGCGGUGUCAGCAUGGCGCUGAAGGUCCUCUCCUUGCUGUACAUCGGGGGUGCGUCCAGCUGCGCGUCGCUCAUGCGCUGCCAGCAUGUCGAUGGAGGCAAGAACUGGUUGGGAGAGAACUAUGCCUUCCGAACGGCAAUGCCCGAGAUCAAGUGCUCUCAGCCUGCGCGGGUUGCAGAUGGCAUCGCCCUUCUCUGCGCCGUCUGCUACGGCCUCCUGAUUCCCAGCUUACUCGCAUACUUGAUGUUCAAGCAGCACCAGGUCUUGGCUCCGAGCAGGCGAUUCGUCAGCCACGCCAUGGAGAAAGCUGGCAGCUUCACCGUCUGGGUCUUGCCGGUGCAGUCAAAGUCUUUGACUGGGGAGGAGAAGAAAGACGAGAUGAAGACACCGAGCCUCCUGGCAGUGGCUGUCGCCCGAAGCUGCAUCUACUUCUCUGGCAGUGUGCGAAUCCAGCUGCAUGACGAAUGCCUGAUACUCCAAGCGGUACAACAGGAAGAUGAAAGACAGAUCGAUUUGGAUGCGAACAGCCUGCUUUGGAAGGCACUGCAAAGCAAAGCAGAUGCCGAUCUUCGACGCUGCCAAGCCCUCGAGAGGAUGUUACAAGAGCGCCAUGUCAUCGAAGAAGUUGCCUCUUCCGACAGAGUCGUGGCGGGUGCGAAGGAGCUUUUCACGAAAUAUGUCGCGUGCCAGAACUUGUGGUUCGAGAUCGCAAUGAAGAUCGUCGCUGUCGCCCUGGUCGCUGUCGUCAGGGGCGAGAGCGGCUUGGAGUUAACCCUGGGAGUCACCCUGUGCACUGCGGUGGCUCUCGGCACUCUACGACCUUACCGGCAGCACCAGGUGAACGACCUGCAGUGCUUUUGCUUCUUCUGUCUAGCUGUGGCGGCCGUUGGCUUCUCCCAAGGCUGGGUGCGCCUGUCCCACGCUGCCUUGCUGGCGCCCUGCGCCAUGGCAGGCGCCCAGGUGCUGCGCCCAGAUGGCCCUGAAGCGCUGGCCCUGCGCCUCUUCCAGGACCUGAAAGCGAAGUGGCCGGCCCUGGAGCAGGGGGAGACUGUGGAGCUCGCGCUGCAGAGCAUCAGCUUCCUCUGA